Messenger RNA from Venturia canescens, 3025 nucleotides. Its product is annotated as tetraspanin-7-like. Gene Ontology annotation, cellular component: plasma membrane. Lineage: Eukaryota; Metazoa; Arthropoda; Insecta; Hymenoptera; Ichneumonidae. The coding region runs from base 436 to 1155 and encodes 239 amino acids. The record is from RefSeq and is a predicted model, not a curated record. The transcript has 5 exons.
GCAGAGAAUCGUUGAUUUGGGUGAGCAAAUUUCUACAUAAAAUUUAGCUCCGAUAUUCGUCUUUGCAUUCCAGGAUUAUGGCCAAAAGUACAAUCGAAUUGCUCAGGGAGUUUUCACGUGUUGUCGCACCCUCUCAAUAGCUCCGAGCAUUAAUUGUUCUCGCAGUAGAUUCCUGCGGAUUUCUAAUUAACAAAUGCAUCUACGUGCGCUAUUGUGGACCGUUUGCGGGACGUGAGAAUUGGAACGCAUGCGCCAGCUCGCUGAGAAGCCACGCACGCAACUUCGCAUCCGGAAAGCGUACAAAUCGAUCGUUCGUACGUGAGGCUGGUGUCGGUUUCGCGGUUCUACGUUUAGUUAAAAAAGCACAGCAAAGAGAAAGUUGGAUUUCGGAAGGAAAGGAGUAUUUUUGUCGAGGUCGUUGAAGGAACCGGAAAAAUGGGCAAACGCUUGGAAACUAUAGCCGCGAUGGCUUGCAUGACGACUCUCCUGAUGCUCUUCAAUUUCGCCUUCUGGUGUUCCGGACUUCUGAUGCUUUGCGUUGGAAUUGGGAUGAGAAUACAACUGCGAGACUAUGUUGACAUGAGCGUCGAGGGCAGUGGAGCUGCCUUGUUAGCCCUCGCCUGUCUCGGUGCUCUCGUCGUAGUUGCUGCAACUCUUGCCUGUUGCUGCACAGCCCGAGGUCAUCCAGCGUUGCUCUAUCUCUACGGAGCCUUCUUGGCAGUGGUAGCGCUCCUCGAGCUCGGAGCCGGAGCCUCGGUUUACGCUUAUCGCAAUGCUCUCAACGAGGGCUUCGACCAGAGCUUGAACGACAGUCUCGCGGCCUAUAACAUCAAUCCUGACAAAACGAGCCAUAUCGAUACCAUCCAGACGACGUUGCAUUGCUGUGGAAAUCGGGGGUACACCGAUUGGUUGGACUUGAAACCCCCGAAGGAAGUUCCGACGUCCUGCUGCAUACUUCCGGAUUGUGAUUCCAAAAAUCCUGAUGUCAUUUACACCGAGGGCUGUUACAACCGAGUGAUCGACUUUAUCAAUGGCAACAUCGGUCCCGUCGCCGGCACCGCGAUUGGAGUUGCGUUCUUUCCGUUGGUUGGGGUCUUCUUAGCUUGUUGUUUGGCGAGCAACAUUAACAAAGCGAAAUACGAGCAGGUAGCUUAGAACUUGGCGGACUGUCAAUUAGCGGUUCCGAAUAUUUUUUAUUUGGUGAGGGAGAGAGCGCGCGGGUUGAAGGGAGGCCAAGGAAUCAGCGUUUUCACUUAAAUUCGUCAAUUUUCCUCAAGACGUGUUAUUUCAGAAUCUGAAUUUUAUUUUUCUAAGCUUCUUCGCAUUGAUUCUCGAUCUUAAAAUUCAUCGUACACUCCUCGAGUCGUUUCCAUCCGUAAGCACUUUGAAUUCGUCGUGUCCUGUGCCAAUUAAGGUUGUUCAAUGUGAGGAAAAAAAAACUCAAAAAUUAACUCCAAAAAAAUAUCGACACAUUCCAUUCUAAUAAUGUCCAAACUUUGAAACUUUCGUAGUUCAAACUUUAGCAGUUUGUCAAAAACUAAAUGCACUCUCAAACUACUAGUCGGUUAAUUCUGUUCACUCUUGAAACGUUCGCUCGGUGUACGUUCAACAUUUCUUCCUAAACCACCGGUGGACGGUCCCGUGGAAAGAAACUUUGCAGUGAAUCGUAACAAAGUUUCGGGACCCAUUCGUCCCAGGAAUCGAAUUACGAUUUAUGCGGAGCACGAAUCGGCGAAGUGAUCGUUUUUAUCCAAAAAUCUUAGCUGUUUAUACCAAAAAUGUGUUUUUUUUUAAAUCGUUACCAUUAUUUUUGUAAUCAAUUUUAUUAAGUGUCACGAUUUUUAUCUUUAAGGCUCACAACAUUUUCUUCCAUUAUGUUUAUCGUUGGAGACGUUUCAACGAUUUUUUAAAAUCGUUGAAAAAAAUUGCUUCUCCUUCAACGACAGUAAUUUUCUAUUUCUAAUUACUGAAGAAAUAUUUCCAAAUAUUUUUCAUUGAAAUUAGUGCCCUUAAGAACUUUUCCCCUCGAAUAAUAAUACUUACAAGGACGCUUUCGUUGAAUAAUAAUUACAACGAAAGCGUCCUUGGAAAGGUAUUGCGACCGGUGGUUACUUCGCACUCGUCUGUCACCAUGAAUCGUCUAUUAACCUUCAACGUUCGUGAUUAAGCUCGAAGUGUCAAAGAAUCGCGAUGAAAUCUUAUCGAGAGCUUUGAAAAGUGUAUUCAUUGAAGCGACAUGCGUUCAGGCACUACGCAAAGUAUUAAAAUAUCCAAUAUAAAGAAAGAAUCGAAGGACGUGUCAUUAAGAAAAAGUAUGAAGGUUACUUCGUUGCGAAAAAGAAUUGAAAAAUUGUAUAUCGAAUAGAGAGUCAAUUAACCGAAGAAACUGCAUUUUUAUUAAACAGAAGGAAUUGAUUUGAUGAUCAAACACACGUGUUAGGUUGAGCGAGUAAGGACUUGAGCCAGCGUAUUUAUGCAUUCGAUCUCUGUGUUGUAAAAUAUCGAGUUUAUUCACGAUUAUGGCGCUGAACGUGAAAUCACUGUCAAAGUGUCGUAAGCACUUUUCACUUAAACGUCAGUGCUAGUUAAACAUUUUCAAAGUUUACGAAUUUAACAAAUGAUGUGUUGUUGUCUGAUACCAUAUUUUACUUCUAUAUACAAACAUAAAAAUAUAUUUAACUAUUUAAAUCUCCUAUUGUAUGCCCAAAUCGAGGAGAAUCCAAUUGUUAUACUGCGUUUCGUAAUAAAAUUUCAUUUCGUUCAAACUCAAAGGCAUGUUACGUAUUUUCUCAGUGCACGUCGAUCAGCACAAAAGUUAAUUGUAGUUUAAACGAAUUUUUUGAGGGAAUAAUCGAGAAGAAUGAUUUGGUUGAUUGAUAAAUUUAACGAUGUUAUGAUUCCUGUAAUCGAACGUAUAUUCCUCUUUCUCCUCGUAGGAAUUGAGGUUUUGUAAACGUGAAUAUGUUACUCAUGUAAUAUCCUACAACGAUAAGCCUUAAUAAAUACGUCUAUGUUGAAGUCAAAA